GUAGGCUGAGGGCUGGCGUUGAGGGCUACAGACUCAGUUAGAUCAUCACAUUUGCUUCUUCAACUCUUAGGGAGAUAGAGGCUCCACUCUCUAUCUCACACCACAACAGGGGGAAAAAGGACUUGAGGGGAACUGAACUUCUAUCUCAGGAUCUCUCCAUACGGCGCGUUACUCAGCAGUGAAGCCCACGGCAGGAUGAGGAUGACGGGAAGUGUGCCACCACCACCACCAGGUGGCACACUGCUGCAGCUGCUCUGGACUCUGGCGGCUCUCUGGACUCUGUCAGAGGGUAAUCAGGCGAUGCCCCCACAGUGGGCUCAACCAGAGAAGAUGGAGAAGAAGUUCCAUGUCGUCGUUGUCAGCUACACGGCCAAGUUUCGCUGCCAGGCCCAUGGCAAUCCCACCCCAACGCUGAAGUGGUUUAAGAAUGGCAAGGAGUAUAAAAGGGACCAGCGCAUCGGAUUCAAGAUGCGAGACCACCCGGGGAUCAUCAACAUAGAGUCUGUAGUGCCCUCAGACAAGGGGAACUACACUUGUGUGGUGGAGAACCAGUAUGGCAGCAUCAACCAUACUUACCAGCUGGAUGUCGUAGAGAGUGUGUGUAUGAGGAGUGUGUGUCACAGGCCCAUUAUACAGGCAGGUCUUCCAGCAAAUCGCACAGCAGUGGUGGGUAGCGACGUGGAGUUUGUUUGUAAAUUCGUCUCAGAGCCCAAGCCCCAUAUCCUAUGGUUGAAACACAUUGAAGUCAAUGGGAGUCGUUAUGGACCUGAAGGCCAUCCAUAUGUCCGGGUGCUAAAGUCUGCUGAUCUUCAGACCACAGACAAGGAAAUGGGGGUCCUGCAAAUAAAGAAUGUGACUUUUGAGGAUGCUGGGGAGUAUAUCUGCUUGGCAUGGAACUCUGUUGGUAUCUCUUACCGUACUGCAUGGUUGACUGUCUAUAGAGAACCAGAGCCCGACAUUUCCUGUCUCAGUUUAAUGCCAAGACUGCCAGAAGAUCGCACUGCUGUGGUGGGUAGCGACGUGGAGUUUGUGUGUAAAGUCUUCAGUAACCCCCCACCCCAAAUCCAGUGGCUGAAGCAUAUUGAAAAGCAUGGGAGUCGUUUUGGAUGUGAUGGCUUGCCAUUUGUUCGGGUGCUAAAGUCCGCUGGACCUAAUACCACGGACAAGGAACUGGAGAUCCUGCAAAUAAAGAAUGUGACCUUAGAAGAUGCCGGGCAGUAUAGCUGCAAGGUGGGGAACUCGGAUAGGAUAUUUCAUCAUUCUGCAUGGUUGACUGUCCAGGAAGGUGUCUAAUGUAUGGUUAAAUAAUAUAGUCGAGCACCGAGCUAUUAGGUUGCAUGCUAUAGUGCCCCGAAUGUACUGUAGCUUAAUGCAGGUUAAAAACAGAUCCCUUUUCAAAUGCCUAUUGAACCUUUAACUUACACACAAUUAGCACUUCACUAGUCACUUUGAGCUCUUAAUUAUAUUUUUUUGUACUUCAUGAAGAACUAUGUGAUAUUGAACAUUGAAAUCUUUGUGAUGGUUAAAUGAUCUUUUGGGCGAGAAUGGCGGCUUUCCCUGCUCCCUCUACCGUCCCCAAGCGGAAAACCAGCCUUGCAAGAUCUGCAUUAGCGUCCCAGCAGCGUCUGAGCCCAGUAGUCCCGUGAGAAGCGAGCGAGACACAACAUGCUUAAAAUUCUCUGGACAUACACAUGCCUCCUCAAGCAUCAGUUAGCCAUGUCGGCUCUCUAUAAGAUGGCUUCAGUUUUUUUUUUUUAUUGAAGUAUGUAAAGCACAUUGAAUUGUCUAUGUGUAUGAAAAGUGCAAUAUAAAUAAAUGUAUCCCGA
Sardina pilchardus (European sardine) is the source of this 1826-nucleotide messenger RNA. RefSeq names its product fibroblast growth factor receptor 2-like. The coding region runs from base 196 to 1293 and encodes 365 amino acids. Lineage: Eukaryota; Metazoa; Chordata; Actinopteri; Clupeiformes; Clupeidae. The record is from RefSeq and is a predicted model, not a curated record. The transcript is spliced from 8 exons.